Molecule: messenger RNA, 1254 nt
Organism: Talaromyces rugulosus
Lineage: Eukaryota; Fungi; Ascomycota; Eurotiomycetes; Eurotiales; Trichocomaceae
Exons: 3
Coding region: 1-1254 (417 amino acids)
Molecular function (GO): agmatinase activity; metal ion binding
Source: RefSeq, a predicted model, not a curated record
AUGCUUCCAUUAAAAGCAUUCCUCCUCACCUUGCUCUCUCUGAGCAGCGUGCUGGGCCAUUCACACCACCACGACGAUGACGAAACCGUUCCUGAAGAUAGACGCGAGGAACUGCUGAAGAAAUGGGAGCAGGAGUGGGGUUUCUCUGGCAUCUCAACAUUUGCACACAUGAAGGCAGUCAAGUGCCUGCUGGAGCCAGAUGAGCUGUACGACAUUGCCAUCAUCGGCGCCCCGUUUGACACGGCCGUGAGCUACAGGCCUGGCGCCCGUUUCGGCCCUCGCGCGAUUCGCGCUGCCAGUGGCCGCCAACUGCCCGGCACCAGCUACAACGCGCGCGCAGCAAUCAACCCAUACCUGUCCUGGGCAACACUGCGCGACUGCGGCGAUAUCCCCGUCACGCCGUUUGACAACGCGCUGGCCGAGCGGCAAAUGUACGAAGCCUUUCUAGAGCUGGGCACACGCCCUGCCAAAUCCAUUGCGCCUGCCAGCAGCAGCAGCAGCAGAACCAAAAGCAUUGGAUCUGGAAAACCAAAACUGGUCACGCUCGGCGGCGACCACAGCGUCGCGCUACCAGCUCUGCGCGCUCUGUAUCAGAUAUACCAAAAACCCAUCACGGUGCUACACUUUGACGCCCACCUCGACACCUGGAACCCCGUGCGGUACGCAUCGUACUGGCUCUCUGAGCAAUCGCGGUUCAACCAUGGCAGUUUUUUCCAUAUUGCGAGUACUGAGGGACUAAUCUCCAACACCACCUCUGCGCACGCCGGCAUCCGGACUCGGUUGACUGGCGUUGAUGAUGGCGAUUACACAAACCCUGGUCCCGAACAAGGGUUUUUGCGUAUUCAUGCCGACGAUAUCGACGAUAUCGGUCCCGCUGGUGUAGUAGACUCGAUUAUUGAUCGUAUCGGUUUGGACCCGGACCAACCGGUUUAUUUAUCUGUUGAUAUCGAUGUUCUCGAUCCGGGCACUGCCCCCGGAACAGGUACCCCGGAGCCUGGCGGGUGGACGACACGAGAGAUGAUUCGCAUUCUGCGAGGUAUUGAGAAACUAAAUCUUGUUGGUGCGGAUAUCGUCGAGGUGAGUCCUAGUUAUGAUAAUGUCGGCGAGACGACGGCCUUGGCGGCGGCGCAGGUGGCUUUUGAGAUUAUUACGAGUAUGGUCAAGGCUGGGGUUGAUCAAGAUUUGGGCGGUUGGUAUGGCAAGAAAGAAGGGGAAGUGUUUGAUGAUGAGGCUGUGGGGAAGGAUGAACUAUAA